GGAUUUCCCAGUCCCAAUGUGAUGACACAAGCACAACAGCAGAGGCAUUCGAAUUGCUCGUCUCAGAUGGAAACCAUUUCCGAUUUCCCUUUCUCCUCUGAAUAAACAAUCUCCUCCUCAGCUCCGUGGCUGAAUCUGAGAUGGAUUAAUUUCAUUCCGCAAAUAAUUAGGUUUAAAGGAAUGCUAUCGAGACUUUGGAUGGAAGGAAACCAAGGGGAGGAGGAGGAGGAGGAGGAGGAGGAAGAGGCAGGGAGUGCUUCCUGGGCGGCGAACGGCAAAGGCGCCAUGGAAAUGGGAAUGGCAGCCGCUUCAUCAUUCAAUCCCUUGCGCGACGACGUUGAAGCUGCAAAUUGGUACGGCGGCGCCGGCGAGCACCUUCUCGAUUCCUCCGCCUCUUGUUCUCCGUCGUCCGCCCCAGCUUUCAACAAUUUCGGUGGUCCUGAGGUGAGCAAUUACUCGACGCCAUUUAUCCCCAGCAACCCCUUCGAUUUAGGGUUUGAGAGUGGCUAUUUUGGGGUUGGUUUGAAUUUAAAUAGGGAUUUGGGUGGGUUAAUUGGUGCGGUUUGCAACAAUGAUUUAGGGUUCCAAUCGUAUGUAGGCAGUAGUCUCAAUAUAAGCCCCCAAUUUGGAUGUCAAUUGGGGAGGGUAGGAUUUGGGGAAUUAGGGUUUGGAGAGGCGCCAUUAAUGCAGGGGAAUCCAUUGCUGUUCAAUAGACCUUUGCUUCUCAAUCAGCUUGAUGAUAAUGUCACCUCAAUCGGGUCACAAUUACAGCCAACUCUGUUUCAGAAGAGAGCAGCUAGUAGAAGGAAUCUUGCAAAUAUCAAUUUAGGGUAUUUGAAUGGUGAAUUUGAUCACAUUUUUAGGCUGCAGAGGGCAGAUAAGAAUGGUGAGUUUGUUGGUGAAGGGAAAAUGACUGUGGAUAAGAAUGUUCUGAUCGACGACGGGGACGGAGACAACUCCCGGGUUUUGAGGGAUGAUGGUGUGAGUUUGUUGGAAGAGAGUGUUGGGAAUGGCGAGAGUAGCUCGCAGGCAAAUAGCACAGUGACGGGCGACAAUGGCAACGGGAAGAUGAAGAACGGGUACAAGGCUAAGAACUUGAUGGCCGAGAGACGGCGCAGGAAGAGGCUUAAUGAUAGGCUGUAUAUGUUGAGAUCCAUUGUGCCCAAGAUCAGCAAGAUGGACAGGGCAUCGAUACUAGGGGAUGCAGUCGAGUACUUAAAAGAACUGACGCAGAAGAUAAACGAUCUUCAAACUGAAAUGAAUUCGAAUUCAAAUUCAAAUUCGACUUCGACUGCCAGUAGCUCUUUCAUUGCUCCAAUGAUCAAAGAGGAGCUUAGCCCGCGGGCAUUUCCGAGUAUGCUGUCAAGCACAACUGGACAACCCGCUAGCGUUGAGGUUAGGGUAAGAGAAGGGAAAGCCGUGAACAUUCAUAUGUUCUGCGGCUUGAGGCCGGGGCUGCUGCUGUCCACCAUGAUGGCGAUGGAUAGACUCGGGCUUGACAUUCAACAGGCUGUUAUUAGCUGCUUCAAUGGGUUCGCCAUGGACGUUUUCCGAGCUGAGCAGUGCAAGGAAGGUCAAGAUCUGAAUGCUGAUCAAAUAAAGGCACUACUCUUGGACUCAGCUGCCUGCCAUGGAAUCAUGUGAACAAAGCUCAGAUAUAUAUAUAUAUAUAUAUAUAUUUCGACAAGAAUUCAAGUCUGUAAGAGAAAGGGGAGUCCCCAAACCUGUCUCUGUUCAAAUAUCUUCCAUCACUGUUUUCUUUCAUUGAAUUAGGACAACUUCUUUGAAGCAAUGGAACCUGCAUGCUGUUUUCUCUAGCUUAUGUUAUGAAUGUA
This is a messenger RNA of Andrographis paniculata, 1835 nucleotides long. RefSeq names its product transcription factor ICE1-like. The record is from RefSeq and is a predicted model, not a curated record. Lineage: Eukaryota; Viridiplantae; Streptophyta; Magnoliopsida; Lamiales; Acanthaceae. The transcript has 4 exons. Gene Ontology annotation, molecular function: protein dimerization activity; sequence-specific DNA binding; DNA-binding transcription factor activity. Bases 181 to 1644 code for a protein of 487 amino acids. Gene Ontology annotation, biological process: regulation of DNA-templated transcription. Gene Ontology annotation, cellular component: nucleus.